GGACUCUUCUUUUGUCGAUAGGGAAUCAUUGUUCAUCUGACGGCGGCAUCAUGAUGGUCAAAUUUUGGCUCCCUACACUCCUAACUGCCUCAGUCUUGAGCGUAGUGAGCUGUUCCCCGGCGUCGCCUUGGACAGAAGAUCCUCUGAAACACAUCGAGCUCGAGGCUCCAGAUGGUUCAUUCAAGGCACACUUCAUGGCCCGAGGUGCAACUACCACCAAUUUCUGGGUCAAGGACAAGUAUGGUCAAUUCCGAGACAUCAUCCUUGGAUUCGAUAAUCAUACGGACUACGCGACUGACGCCCUUGGACAUCCGUACUUUGGCCCUGUUGUAGGAAGAUAUGCCAAUCGAAUCAGGAAUGGUACUUUCACCAUCCCAAUCUCCAAAGACGCAUCUGGCCCCAACAAGUUUCAUGUACCUGAGAAUGAGAAUAAUGGUACUGAUACUCUUCACGGGGGAUUGAUUGGCUAUGAUCGCCGCAACUGGACUGUCGUCGAGCAGACGAAACACACCGUGACAUUCUCACUUCUGGAUCCUGAUGGCUUCCAAGGCUUCCCGGGUACUGUUCACACAAUGGUCACGUAUACCUUGAUGAAUGGCGGUGCCUGGAAUAUUAAGAUGCACUCCGUCGCUGAUGCAGAGACGCCCAUCAUGCUCAGUUGUCACCAAUACUGGAACUUGGAGGCUUAUAAUGAAACGCAAGACUUGACUGGUCAUUACGCCCAUAUCCCUUCUUCGCAGAUCAUAGCAACAAAUGGUUUACUCAUUCCUAACGGCUCUUAUGUCAAUAUUACGGGGACGCCGGCCGAUUUUAACACGCCAAAGUCAAUUGGUGACAGCAUCAAUGCUACGGCGCCUUAUGAAUUCUGUGGAACUGGUUGCGCCGGAUUUGACAAUUGUUUCAUCUAUGAUAACAAGAAUACAAGUGCGCCAGAUUUCUCCUUGUGGAGCGUGAACUCUGGAAUCAGAUUUGAUGCAUGGACAAACCAGCCUGCUCUCCAACUCUACGCUUGCAAUGGAAUCUACAAUGCUAGUCUACCCAUCCCAAGAAAGCAAGAUCAGGGUGGACCAUCUUCGUACUAUCAGGAUCACUCAUGCGUUGUGAUCGAACAAGAGUCAUACAUCGACGCGAUCAACAACCCGGAGUAUGAUGCUAACCAGAUUUAUGGACCUGGACGUGACUAUGUCUGGGAGUCGACUUAUGUCUUCUCUGUCAUGAAAGACUAAACCGAUGUUGUUGGCUUCAAUCUGUAUUCUUACCGCUAAAUACGCCAUAAUUGAUUAUCUAUAUGUGAUUUAUUUUAUAUCUUCAUCGCGUUGAG
This is a messenger RNA of Serpula lacrymans var. lacrymans S7.9, 1321 nucleotides long. RefSeq lists its product as uncharacterized. Lineage: Eukaryota; Fungi; Basidiomycota; Agaricomycetes; Boletales; Serpulaceae. Gene Ontology annotation, molecular function: aldose 1-epimerase activity; carbohydrate binding. The transcript has 10 exons. The record is from RefSeq and is a predicted model, not a curated record. Gene Ontology annotation, biological process: glucose metabolic process; beta-D-galactose catabolic process via UDP-galactose, Leloir pathway. The coding region runs from base 51 to 1226 and encodes 391 amino acids.